ACACACUUUAUUGGCAUCUACUUCGGUAUUUUUUGAAGGUAUCAUCUCUGAGCUUCCAUGCUGAAACAAGUAAGACAACGCAAAUGUAAGACAAACACAAACACAACGCACCUUCGGUUGUCGUUACAAUUAAUGGAUGCAUUUUGUCGUGUCGUUUUUUUUCUAGGUGCUGAAACUUCUUUAAGCUGAAGAAAUCGGUGCAUGAAGUCGGUGUUUUUUCUAUUUUUUUUAUACAAUAAUUUCCUCCUGUUUCGGUUUUGUUCAAAUAUUUUUUCGCGAUCCACUAGCCUGCUCAUGUCUGAGAAUUCGAUUUUAUUCCCACCUGAUAAAUUGCCUUUCACUACCUUGCUUGCUUCCAGGAGGAUUUUGUGAAGAUUUUUGUCCUCGGUUUAUUUUGACAAAUUGUGAUUAGCGUAAAUCAUAAAAGAUUGUGCCAAAAAAGCGCAAGUGAGAAGCAAGAGGCCUCGCCUUUUGAUUCCUGGUGCUUACGUAGUAUGUUUUGAAAUGUAGGCCACUAGAGUUUCUACCUUUUUUUCUGUCAAGUAAAUUUUUGUGUUCCAGUCCGUAUGAGUGCUGAUCUGUUACUAUAUUUUUCCUUAGGAAAUCAGAAUCAGUAUCAAGAUGGCAGAAGGAUAUGACAAUGACCUCCCUCCAGUCGUAGAGGCGGGAAUGAUGUUGCCGGAAAGCAGUCCCCUAGCACCGCUUACGAAGGCGGCGCUGGUAAAUCUCGAAAGCAGGAACGUCGAAAGCAGGGAUGUUGUGCCCGGCUUGCCUUAUGGCUCACCCUUAUCCAUCUUCGGAAGCAUCUCAGAGACGUUUUCAAGGGGAAAACGCUCUCAGGAUGAGCCUCUCAGGAUAAGCCUCUCAGGAUAAGCCUCUAAUUGCCUUCGUUGCCGAGCGAAGGAGACUUGCUGAAGGAAAUCUCUGCCGCUACCACACUAUCCACGAAAGCCGAAACGUGCGUGGACGUUUUUGAUGACGAAGAAGAAUUAUGGUCAACAUUUAGUGUCCAUCUUUCUCGGCAUCUUGGCCCCUCUUUUGUUCCCCUGUAUUCUUCUCAACUAAGUACCAGAAGAUCAGGGAUUUCGACGGACAACUUGUUUACUUUCACUUCUCAUGAAUAAUACAAGGGGUAAGAAAGGGGUCGAGGUGAGGGGGCUCCUAGGAUGGAUUCAAGCUGAGUCUAAGAGAAGAAGACUUCAACGACCGAGAUGGGCAAGAUUUUUUCAACGACGAUGGUGAUGACUCCGAAGGCUUCUUUCGCAGGGGCUCGAAGGAGUCUAGUGUGGGCUUCUUUCGUAGAGAUUCGAAGGAGUCUAUUUUGGCUGGUGAAAGUUUCCUACGAUCGAAGGAACACGAAGAGCCAGUUGUAACUGAUCGCUUUGAAGACAACGUGGAGGACGAGCACUAUGAAAAUAAUCAUGUUGAUGACAUUGGAGUUCACAACGAUGAAGAACUACAUCAGCGCAAAAUUGAGGUGCAGGAGAAAUUAUUCUCGUUGAAGACUGGACGUGGAGAGGAAGCAGAUCCAACUUCUGCUGCGGUUCAUCUUCAAUUAGUUAUGGUCAACAUUUAGUGUCCAUCAUUCUCGGCAUCUUGGUCCCCUUUUCCCUUGUAUUAUUCCUAUGAAAUGAUACAAGGUCUAAUAAAAGGGGUCAAGAUCAUGAGGGGACCGAGAUGCGUUCUAGCACGCGCUAAUUUAGAGGUGGUGGAUCGGGAUUUAAAGGCCACGACAUCGGAGGGAGGAGAGCGUGCGGAGAGGGAAUAUCUUGCUGGAGAGGAGAUUUUUUGUGAAGAGGCACUACUGGGAAAUCUAGCUCCGGAAGACUACCACUUGCCGCGCGCUUUGAGGGCUCAGAUCGUCACUGCCUUGUCGCCAAAGGAUCGUGUGUAUGUCAUCGCAAUGGCCGUGCGAUGGAUACAAGAGAAUGCUCGCAGAGUGGAAAAAAGCAAGAACUUGGCUGGAGGAGGGCUUCAGACCCACCAAAUGGAUCCAGAAUUUGGAGAACAACACUACAAUUUUCAAGACGAAAAGAGUGCCUUUUUAGGCGGAAAUGGAGGUCCAAAGUCUGGGUGUGGGAGAGACGGAUCAACCAAUUGUGGGAAGAGAGAAGAAAUAGAAGACGGUAAUGCUCCUGCACGCUAUGGAGGACAGAAGCACCAACUUCCUACCUUGCUGGGUACAGAGGGACUACCUUGCCUGUCUAACGAAGAAGGGUCGCUGUCAGCGACGUGCGCUUCGUCAGUUGCGGAUCUCGCCGCACUGCAGCACGCCCCUCCUCCAAAUGCCAGCGUCGCGAAGCCUGUGGAAGGAACCCAAUCAAAGCAAGCGCGUCUGAGUGAAAAGACAGUGGCUACUAACAAGGAGGCACUGGCUCCAGAGGAAGCCUCGUACGACUGCGAUAAUAUGGAUCCCUCAUCUGGUGGAGGCGACCGCGACACGCUUCCAGUGUCCAGCGCAGGUAAGCAGAGCAGUGCGCGGUCAGCUUCAGUCUCAGCGCGAACCUCGAAGUCGCUGUGUGAGGGAGGCAGUGUUGCGGCAAGUCGUUCCAGCAAGUGCAGCAGCGCACUAAAUGAAGCUCGUCGUGUCCCGGCUUCCCCUGGAGGUGCGCAAGCAGCAAAUCAGAUGUCGCAGUCCUGCUCGUUAGGGGUCUCCGGAUCGAUGGAGCAUUUGGAGGGUUUUCUCCGGUCAGCCAAGACCUUUGUCAACGAAAUCAGAACACAUACUAACUCCGUGGGUUCUCAUACUAACUCGUCCUCUAGUAAGUCUACGAAAGUGAAGCAAACCGGUUUGACUGACUUGCUAACGCGGAGUGCCUAUUGCGACACAGGAUAUCCGAUUGAUCAGGCUUUUUGGGAAAGUUCGGGGGAUGAAGCAGGCGAUGCGAAGCGAGCGCGAGUAUCAGCCGCUACUGCUGGAUCAGUCUUAAGGUUAUAAUAGGCUUUGUUCUAGAUCUAGAUUCCCGUAAGGUUCGCGGUAGAAGCAAGUCGUUAUCAUUUUCAGUCAGUCAGUCAUGUGGGGUUGUGCUGCUCAGGAGAUGCUUCUUACAUCCUAUGUAGAGAAGUAAAGGCCUUAGCACACAGAAAUGAAUGUGAGAUUGAUACUUCAGAAGUCCGUACUGAGAUGAAGUAAUCGGACGUAAGUAAUUAAGUACUGGAUGCGCUUUCUUGAAAAACGAAAAGAAUACCUAUUGCUAAAGAAGUGUGCUCCGCUAAUUAACCCCUUGUCUUCUGCGCCGCUGCCGGUUCCCGUGUGCGAGGGCAAUGAGGAAGUACUCCUGUCCACAUUUCUGAGCACAUUGGACGGCAUCGCGAGCAAGCGGGGCAGUGCCGCAGAGCAACAUCUGCUUAUAAGCACAAGCAAAGGACUCGGCGGACUCCAGUCACGAAGAGGCUCGGUGGAGGGCAGAAAUGUCGCACUCCAGAGUCCACCAGCAGAAUCGGGCACAGGCACAAUCACGUCAUCGGAGCAGGGGGGCUGUGAGGCUAAUCCUAGUAAUGCAGCGGAGUAUGAUGUUGACGGCAAUUUACUGCAGGAGGUGGAGCACCAGAGUGCGGAGUUGUCUCUCGUGUGUGCUGCAUCGUUGUUGAUGCCAGAGGCGCCUAAUUUUCGUGAUGAGAAUCUGGAUGGCUUUAUUGGCCUGGAUGGCCUGGACGAGAAGGACCAGAUAUGCUUGAAUGCACUACAGCAACAGCAAGAGCCUGCUCUUCUUGGUUCCACUUCUAGCGAUCCGUUUUCUGCUGAGGGAGCUGCAACGUGGGAGCGCUCUACUGGAGAACCCUGCGCACAGCUUCAGAGUCGUGUGUUUCGCUGUCCAUGCUCGCUGUGUUGUGUGGCGCUGACGCAGAGCGGCGUGGGUGGAGAGAGCGAAGAUUUUGGCAUGCUCGCUUCGGGCAAAGAACUGAACCAGGGUGAAGACGUGCUGGAAGCGGUGCUUCAAAGGGAUAUGCAAAUGAACAACAUGAAGAUGGUCGGAGAAGAUGAAGUGGAAGCCGCCUCUCGUCGCGCGUCAGCUGGUUCUAUGUUUGCAAGAAAAGCCAAAAACACUGAUAGUUCUCGUAGUACGGUAGCCUCGUCCGAUCCUGUUGCGGCUAACAAGAUCGCUUGGGUAUCGCACAAUAGUUUUUUGCGAGCGGGCCUCUUCAGCGAGGGGUUACAGCAGCUCUCUGGGGAUUUUCUGCUAGAUGUUGUUGCUUCGAUGUUCCUCGCAAACAGUUUUGCUCUAGAAACAGAGGAGAGCUUCUGUGACCGAUUUUUACCUGUGGACGACGAAGUCGAAGAAGCUGCCAGAAAUGAUCAUAAUGGCUUUCAAGAAACAGGCGAGGGCGAAGAUGGAUCGUGGAAUAUUCCACCACUUGAGGGAGUAGAAGUAGAGGUGUUAAACGAUGGUGGCGACUUCAUUCCUGAGACUGGCCAGAAUGGGAAUGACAAAGGCGUCGAGCAGAAUCAUAAUACCGCGGCUAAGGGUGACGUGAUCCCGCACUACGAAGUGAGUGGUACCUUGAUGGGUGCCUUGAAGAAAGAAGACUCCUCCCAGUCGCAGAUAAGCAUAACCAUAAGCACUGCAACCUCGCGCCAGCUACAUGUUUUAGAGGGUACAGCAACUGCUGAUGGUGGAACGUUGCAAGGGGUAAAUAUUAAGAUAGACGAUGAUUGUUCCCGACGAAACUCAAAGUCGGGUGGAGGAGUUGGUCACGACAUCAAUGGUUUGGGAGGGUCGGGACAGCACGACAGCAUGCAGUGUUUCUAUCACCGCGACGGGCUAAGCGGGCAUACGCUGCGCUAUCUCUCCGCGCGUGCUGGGCGAUUGCUUUCGACGUCCCAUGAGUCGGAGGCAAAUACCUCCUUAGUGUUGUGUGAGGGCAGGGUUGCAGCGGUGGCUCGUCGCGUAAUCGUGAAAGGAGAGCUUCUGCUUCGUCCAUCCCCGUGA
Messenger RNA from Amoebophrya sp. A25, 4931 nucleotides. The record is from the annotation of a GenBank genome assembly. Lineage: Eukaryota; Dinophyceae; Syndiniales; Amoebophryaceae.